This is a messenger RNA of Paramecium octaurelia, 1037 nucleotides long. NCBI's taxonomy places the organism in Eukaryota, Ciliophora, Oligohymenophorea, Peniculida, Parameciidae. The record is from the annotation of a GenBank genome assembly.
AUGAAAUUAAAUAAUAAAAUUCGGCAUGGUUGCUCUUAACUUCCAACUGUUUAUCAAUUACUUACUUACUUGCUUUACUUUCCAAAUAUUUUAACUUGUUUCCUAUUAAUAUCUUUGCUGGAUGAAUCAGUAAGUUUGUUAUUGGCAUUAGGCUAUACAUUUUAUAAUGCUAGGACUUUUAACUAUACUUUCAUUGUUUUCUAGUGGUAAGACUACUCUAAGCUGUCCGACUGAUCAAUUUUUGUUAUUAUAAUUAGAAUAUCGUAAUCAAGGGUAAACUAAAAUUUAUAUUAUGAAGAAAACUGUUUGCAUAUGAAAAUUAUAAAUUGGAAUCUUACUGCGAUAUUUGUGAAGCCUAUGUGAAGGAAAAUACGAAGCAUUGUAAACAUUGUAAUAGGUUGUAAAAAAUACUUAUUUUAGAUGUUGCCAAGAUUUUGAUCAUCAUUGUAAAUGGGUUAAUAAUUGCAUAGGGAAUUUAAAUUAUAAAAUUUUUAUGAUGAUGGUAACGUCAACAAUGUUACAAUUUAUUUACACACUGAUUGUUUAUAUCAGAAUUAUAAUAUUAUAUAAUACAUAGAAUGAAAAGUUAUUAAUAGACAAUGAAAUUCAAAAGUUUGUAUUAAAUUUCAUUUUAGAUUAAGCAUUUUUUUAAAGAAAACGAUUUAGACAUCAAGUACACACUCUCAUUAAUAAUGCUUGUAGAUUCUAUUAUUUUUUCGAUGCUGCUCCUCUAAUUAUUCAUUUUCCACAUAUAUCUAAUAAUCAAUGGAAUUACCACUUAUGAAUUUAUUGUGAAUCCCAAUAUCAAAAAAAUAAAUCCACAAAACAAUAAUUUGAGAGCCCUCCCUGAAAACAUACCCAAGGCAGUUCCAUAAACUCAAAUAAUUUUUCAAAUUGACCAUAAAAAUACAAUGUACUCUUGAUGGAUUAAUUUUAGAAUCGAAUUAAAUAGUAGUGAAUAAUAGAUGAUCUAGGAUCCCUAAGAUAAACAUUCAAAUUCAAAUGAAAUUGUAUUUAAUAAUUAGAUAUUGGCAUGA